Closterium sp. Naga37s-1 is the source of this 1182-nucleotide messenger RNA. The record is from the annotation of a GenBank genome assembly. NCBI's taxonomy places the organism in Eukaryota, Viridiplantae, Streptophyta, Zygnematophyceae, Desmidiales, Closteriaceae.
AUGGCAACGGUAGGUGCGGGCACUGGCGCAGUAGGCCCGAUUGGUGGCGAUGCAUGCACGGCAGAUGUGGGCGCAGCAGGCGCGUCAGCAGCAAGCGUGAGUGCGGUUGCAGUAGGUGAGGACGCAGGUGCAAGCAUGGGCACCGCUGGUGCAGCCGCGCAAAGCAUGUGCGCAGCCGUGGCAGGCACGUCGGCAGCAGGCGUAGGCGUAGCAAGUGCUAGUGCGAGCGCGACGGUAGGCUCAGGUGGGGCAACGGGGCCGCCAGGCGGGCUGCUAGAGAGGGGUGGGAUGGGGGCCAGGCGGCACGACGGGGCCGCCAGCGCACUGCCUGCCCUGGCUCUCACAGUCUUCCCCGCACUUGCUGCCCCGCGCUCUGCCCGCCUUGCACUGCCCUGCGCGUGCAGCCCGCCCUGCGCUACUCGCCCCGCGCGCUACUCGCCUCGCGCUGCUCGGCCCGCGCUACCCACCAAGUCCCGUCCUCAGCAAUCCACCCUUCCUACCGCGCAUAUUACCAUCCCGCGCCUUCCCUCUUCAUCAUGCCUCCUCCUCCUCGCGUCUCCAACGGCCGCGCGCCUAGUUCCGCCUGAAGCGCGCUCUGCCGUCCCCCCCGUCCCCCUCCCGUCGCGCACGCAUUGCGCGCCUACCAAUGCGCGCGCUUCGCACCGUCCAGCAGCAUGCGCGCCUGCCUUUCAUCCUCGCCCCACUUGUCAUCCCUGUACACCUCCCCGCGCUCUACUGCACGCCAUCGAACUACCUCUCCGCACAAUCUGCCCCUUCACCCUCCUCCUCCUCUCCUAUCCCCCUUCCUUCCCCCUCCCAAUGUCACUCUCUCCUCCGCCUCUCUCUCCUCUCCUCAACUACCGCAGCUGGUUGCCGCCCUUGUUCUGCUACCUUUUAUUCAUCAAAACAUACCCUUCCACCACCAUCCGCCCCUUCACCCUCCUCCUCCUCUCCUCUCUCCCUUCAUUCCCCUCCCCAUCCCCACUCUCUCCCUUCGCCUCUCUCCUCUCGAUUGCCGACUUGCUUCAUAGCCUUGCUAAUCAAGACCUACCCCUCCUCACAUCCGCCCCUUCACCCUCCUCCUCCUCUCCCUCUCUCCUUCAUUUCCCUCCCCAUCUCACUCUCUCCUCCACCUCUCUCUCUCCUCUACUGCUGCAGCUGGUUGCCGACCUUGCUUCGUAG